CUCCUCAGUGUCGGUUCGACACGAUUCGAUAGAAGUAGGAAAAGGAGAGCCAGUCGCGCGCUAUCUCCGCGAAUAAACGAGCCGAAGGUAGUUCACACGCAACGAUCUUGUCCUUGGUUCGCGGGCAUUAAUAAGUAUAAAGGAAACUAGACGAGCACCACGGCACCCAGACCGAGGAAAGCCUCGGUGCGUCAGUCAUGCCCACGAACGAGGAAAUUUCGAUUGUAUCUCCGGAUCAGUCUCGAACGCUGGACAACGCUCCGAGCAAACUGGCUUCAAAUAUGUCUUCGAUCACCACGAAUGGGCUGAAGAACGAUUCCGUUCGUUCAUCCUUUGACAACCAGGACAACGCCGAGGAUAGUUAUCUGGACUCCAACGAAGAGGAGGACCUGGAGGAUCAUUGCUACAAGAGUCUACCUGUCCGACAGCUUCACGAGAAGUUCAUGAGGAGCUUCGUCGACCUGCUCCUGGAGGAAGCGGUGUUUGAGGGAACCUCGAGGAAGAGCCGUGUGGUGGAGUGGAUGGAGCCGGCCGCUCUCCAUUCAGCCGUUGAUCUGACGCUCUCCGAUCAAGGAUGCUCCCACGAGAGACUCGCCUCGCUGGCUCGCAACGUGAUCAAGUACAGCGUUAAAACGGGUCACCCGCGGUUCGUGAACCAACUCUACUCGAGCGUGGAUCCGUACGGUCUCCUGGGACAAUGGCUGACAGACGCUUUGAAUCCUUCGGUGUACACUUACGAGGUCUCGCCGGUGUUCUCGUUGAUGGAGGAGGAAUUGUUGAGAGAGAUGAGGAAGAUAGUCGGUUGGACGGAUGGCAGAGGCGACGGGAUAUUCUGUCCAGGUGGAUCCAUUGCCAACGGCUAUGCCAUCAAUCUUGCUCGCCACUACAGGUUUCCUCAGUUGAAGGAUUUGGGACUGUCCAGUGCUGGCAGGCUGAUAGUCUUUACGUCACAGGAUGCUCAUUAUUCAGUUAAGAAACUCAGCGCAUUCCUAGGAAUAGGAAACAACAAUGUAUAUGAGGUGCAAACCGAUGCUAGGGGCAAGAUGUGUGUCACAGAUUUAGAGGCAAGGAUCAAACAAGCUAUUAGUGAAGGUGCCACUCCAUUGAUGGUAUCUGCAACAGCAGGGACAACUGUACUGGGUGCUUACGAUCCUUUGAAGGACAUAGCAGCCAUCUGCAAGAAGUAUAGCCUGUGGUUUCAUGUUGACGCAGCCUGGGGAGGUGGAGCACUGAUGUCUAGAAGCCACAGACACCUUCUGGAUGGCAUCAAGCUGGCUGAUUCUGUUACCUGGAAUCCCCACAAACUGCUAGCUGCACCCCAACAGUGUUCAACCUUGCUACUGCGUCAUGAAGGUCUUCUGCAGGCUGCACACGGUUCCAAAGCUAGUUACCUUUUUCAGCCAGACAAGUUUUAUGACACCUCCUACGAUAGUGGAGACAAACAUGUGCAGUGCGGUCGACGGGCGGAUGUACUGAAAUUUUGGUUCAUGUGGAAGGCGAAGGGUACAAGGGGUCUUGAAAAGCACGUGAACCGUGUCUUCGAGUUGGCGCACUAUUUCAAGGAUUAUAUAAAGCAGAAGCAGGGCUUCAAGCUACUGCUCGAACCGGAGUGCACUAACGUGUGCUUCUGGUACGUUCCGCCUUCAAAACGCCACUUGAAGGGUGAAGAGCUGUCGACAGCGCUUAAAACAAUUGGGCCAGUGGUGAAGGAACGCAUGGUUAAAAAGGGAUCAAUGCUGAUCACUUAUCAACCGCUGAGGGAGCUGCCGAACUUCUUCAGGCUUGUCCUGCAAAAUUCUGGGCUGACGAAAGCUGACAUGAGGUUCUUUGCGGAGGAGAUCGAGAGACUCGCCAGUGAUUUAUAGAAAUGUGCAUAGUUAGCUGUUCAAAAACAUUUGAAGAUAAUUCGAAAUGCGGGGUUUGUUGUAAAAAAAUUAUGUAUCGUGCAACGAAACCUGAGAAUAAAAUAUU
This is a messenger RNA of Nomia melanderi (Alkali bee), 1971 nucleotides long. RefSeq names its product glutamate decarboxylase-like protein black (gene black). Lineage: Eukaryota; Metazoa; Arthropoda; Insecta; Hymenoptera; Halictidae. Gene Ontology annotation, biological process: carboxylic acid metabolic process. The record is from RefSeq and is a predicted model, not a curated record. Gene Ontology annotation, cellular component: cytoplasm. Gene Ontology annotation, molecular function: pyridoxal phosphate binding; carboxy-lyase activity.